CAUUAUACAGUAACACUUAUAUGAAGCGACUCUAAGGACAUAAUAUAGACUGUUAAGAGUUCGGAGUUGCCGACGCAGACACAUCCUAUACUUGUGACACUGCUAGGAACGGUAGUUCUUACGACAUGUUGUUAUCAAAGGAGAAGCUUGCAAGCGCACGGCGCCUGUCGCAAGGGUGUCCGUUUGCACGCUCUAUCAAUGGGCGACCAAUUUCGCGAUGGACGACUGGGACGGCCUCACCACAGGCGAAGCGGGCCGCAAACGUUCGGGCACGUGUCGCUGGGAUUACACCAAACCUGACCGGUGGCGACGUUUACGUCGUGGAGCCCAAGCCCCUUGAGGAGGGUGUGGAGAAGCACAUCAUUUCUAUUUUUGUCGCUGAUGAGCCCGGUCUUAUUAACCGCGUCGCUGGAGUGUUCGCCCGGCGAGGUGCCAACAUCGAGUCUCUGGCUGUGGGGCUCACGGUCGAUAAGGCCCUCUUCACGGUGGUGGUUGCGGGCAAGGCAGCUACCGUGGCCAACCUGAUCAAGCAGCUGUCCAAGCUGGUCAAGGUGCGGUACGUGGAGGACAUCACCACCACCGACCGGAUAGAGCGCGAGCUGCUGCUGCUGAAGCUGCGUGUGGCCCCCGGCCCCGCUCGUGCUGAGGUGCUGCAGCUGGCGCAGAUCUUCCGCGCGCGCAUCGUUGAUGUGGGCGACAACACGCUGUCGCUGUCGGUCACCGGAGACCCGGGCAAGCUGACCGCCAUGCUCAAGGUUAUGGCCAAGUUCGGGGUGGUGGAGAUGGCGCGCACUGGCCGCAUCUGCCUGCGCCGCGGGGAGGCGCUGCUGGAGCGCACCGCCAGCAUGCCGGAGGAGCCGCUGGGCAGCGGCGCGGGAGGGGCUGCCAGCGGGGCGCGCGCCCCCGCACCCACCGGCGAGCGCACCGCUGACGUGUACAUGGUGGAUGAGGACGCACCGGGCGUGUGGGACGUGGACAACGUGCUGGAGCCCACCUACGCCCAGGGGCAGGUGUCGCCCGACUUCAAGCCCUACACCCUCAACAUCGAGGUGCAGGACGUGCCCGGAGUGCUCAACCAGGUCACCAUGGUGUUCGCCCGCCGCGGCUACAACGUGCAGAGCCUGGUGGUGGGCCCCUCGGAGCGCGAGGGCAUGUCGCGCAUCGUGAUGGUGGUCCCCGGCGGCGCCAAGGCCCCCGACGGCACCUCCGGCAUCUCGCCGCUGCUGAAGCAGCUGUCUAAGCUGGUCUUCGUACAAACCAUCACCGACCUAACCGACGUGCCCUUCGUCAACCGUGAGCUCAUGAUGGUCAAGGUCCGCUGCUCCGCCUCCCAGCGCGGCGAGCUGCGCGACCUGGCCACCAUCUUCCGCGGCUCCAUCGUGGACGUCUCCGCGCAGUCCGUCACCAUCGAGAUGCUGGGCAAGGAGGACAAGAUGAAGGCCUUCACGGACCUGCUGGAGCCGUACGGCAUCAUGGAGAUUGCUCGUACGGGCCGCGUGGCCAUGGCGCGCGACUCGGGCGUGAACAGCGACUUCCUGGAGAAGAUGAGCAUGGGCCGCGUGAUCUGAGGAGGAGGAGGAGGAGGAGGAGAGGGGGGGGGCUGAAGGGGGAUUAGAUAAACUGAGCCGCGGAAAGGGGGAAGGGGGGGAUGGAAGGAAGCUGCGGGAAGGUAUGGUGUGGGUUAUGUAAUGCAAGGGGGGUGCGGGCUUUACAGUUGUAGGAUACAGAGGGAUGAUGGGAGCUGUGGGAAGACGGCAAGGAUUGCGUAUGAUGGGUGGCAAGGAGGGUAAGAUGCGGAGCUCGUGCUGUAAUACCGGUAAGAUGUUACUCGAAGUGGUCGCGUGCAAUGGGGCUGUUGUAAUGAGGGUGGAGGAGUCCACGAACGGUGCAGGGGGAAUUGGGCAGCAGCGGACGGAGAAGAUAAGAACCAACAAGGAUGUGGAAGGCAGUAGAGACAGCAGCAUGACCGGGUCUGCAGCAGUUGCAACGGCUGGAGCUUCCAUGGCUGUGUACGGGCUUGUGCGCGGUCGCUGUGGUGCUGCGGCAUAGGGCCCCUGAGCUGCUGACGGAUGUACGGAUGCCUUGCUUACUGGCGGCGGUGAACAUGCACCAUCGCUGAAGUUGUAAAUGAGGUUGCACA
Molecule: messenger RNA, 2140 nt
Organism: Astrephomene gubernaculifera
Lineage: Eukaryota; Viridiplantae; Chlorophyta; Chlorophyceae; Chlamydomonadales; Astrephomenaceae
Source: the annotation of a GenBank genome assembly